Botrytis cinerea B05.10 is the source of this 1543-nucleotide messenger RNA. RefSeq lists its product as hypothetical. The record is from RefSeq and is a predicted model, not a curated record. Bases 521 to 1156 code for a protein of 211 amino acids. NCBI's taxonomy places the organism in Eukaryota, Fungi, Ascomycota, Leotiomycetes, Helotiales, Sclerotiniaceae. The transcript has 2 exons.
GGGAUCAAUAGGAGAAGAAAUAUUGUGCUCAUAUUCUCUCUGUUUGGCUCGGUUUCGUAUGGUGGGUGUGCUUUUAUUUCAUUGUAUCUUGUUUGUUUUAUUUGGUUGUAUUGUAUUAUAUUGUAUUGUACCUUGAGAGUGUGAGUUUGAAUUUAGAUGGAGAUUUUGACGAGGGAGAUUUUGGGGAUGUGGUGCUGUGUGGGGGAUGUUUGAUCAAGGCAAUGGCAUAGUUUUAUGCUAGAUUUGAGGGGAUUUUUGAGAGAGGAGAUAUGGGAAUGGAUGGCGAGCAUGUUUGUUGAAUGUGCUCACCUUCUCGGGUGUUUGGGGAGAAUGUACAUUUGAAGGUAUUCGGGGUGGUUGCUUGUUGGAUUGCUAUUGUAGACUUUUGUGGUGAGGAUAUAAAUAUCCUAACACGCCAUGUUGGAAGUAUAUUUCGUGGCAGUAGCAUUUAAUACAUCGAAUCAUUUCUUGGAUCUCAAUCGAACAAUACCGAAAUCACCAUUUAUUCUUCACAUCAAUAAUGUACACCAUUACUCUUCUCUCCGCGCUGGUCGCCUUCUCCCUCCCCCUCCUAAGCACCGCUCAUUUCCUCCUCUCCUACCCCGCCUCCCGCGGUUUCGACGAAGAUACACUGUCCCAAUUUCCGUGCGGAGGACAAGAUACGGUAUCGAGCAAUCGAACUCUCUGGCCUCUAUCCGGAGGUUCCAUCGCUCUAGAUAUGGAAGAUGCGUCUGCGAAUAUCGAGGUCUUGAUUGGUUUUGGGAAUAAUGUCGGGAGUGCGUUUAAUACGGUUCUGCGACAGACUUUUGCCGAGACGGGGAAGGGAAGUUUUUGCAUGGAGGAUUUGGUGGUGGAUGGGGCGAAGUGGAAUGUGACUGAGGGGAUGAAUGCUACGAUUCAGGUUGUGACUGGGGAGAUGGGGACGAGUGGGGGAUUGUAUAAUUGUGCGGAUAUUACUUUCUCGAAAAAUGUGUCGACGUCUGUGGGAAGUUGUUCGAAUGCAACGGAUGUGAAAACUACUGUGGCGGCAACUACAGGCAAUCCGAAUACUACGUCGACUUCGACAAAGUCUAGUUCUGGUGCAGCUACGUUUGGAGGAAAUUAUAUAUCGGUGGGAUUGGUAACUGCUGGAGUUGUAGUUGCUUCUCUGUGGUGAUGUUGGAUAUAUCAUGUGUACAUUACAUCAUACAUAGUAUAUAAAGUAAUAUAAUAUUUUUGCUGGCGCACAUCAGCAGUAAUACAAAAGACUUCCUUCUCAAAAAUGAUGAAUAAUUAGGAGAAGCCAGAAAUCCUGUUGAUAGGCGUCAUGAACCGCAGAACAUUGUAUGAAACCAUACCAAAACAUUACUGACGUCUUGGAAUCGGAACACGUCUUCACACACGGAAUAAUCUUUUGCCUACACUCGAUGGCUGCAGUGUUCGCUUGGGUGUAGAAAGAGACUUUGGAGGUUCUCUCGUGCUCUUGUAAGUAGCCAUGAAUGCAUACUCCGAUGGUAGCAUCCAAAUACUCAAACCACGCCAAUAGCAUCCCUCGAUCCGAUCA